Messenger RNA from Arabis nemorensis, 2790 nucleotides. The record is from the annotation of a GenBank genome assembly. NCBI's taxonomy places the organism in Eukaryota, Viridiplantae, Streptophyta, Magnoliopsida, Brassicales, Brassicaceae.
AUGACCACUUCCACUUCGUGUCUUAACAUCUCCGACCAAGCUUUUUCCGGGUCAAAAAUCGUUCUUCCGGGUCGAGUUGAAACCGUUUUGGAGAAGAUCUACAAGAAACACAAACAACCUCCGAUUUUAAAGGAGACAAGGAAGAGACUUUCUUCGAUUUCCGAGGAAUUGGCUUUGGAAACUCUCAGUAAAGUUCACAAUUCCACGUAUGUCAAAGGAACACUUGAUGGGUUUAUCAGUUUUCUUCUUGGGAAGGCCGUUACUGUUAAUAAAUCUCCACGGCUAAGCUCCGGCGAGUCUCCUGGUACUCCGGGGAAAAAAAGUUGCAGGCUUUUUCGAGCAGAGAGGUCACUUGAUUCUGAAGCUCCUUCUCCAAAGUUGUUGAGAAGAGAACAAAAUGGAGGAUCUUUGGAUAUUCCUCAAGCUUUAGGGGAACUUGAAUUCAAGAAGAUGUUUUUGUUGCUUACCUAUACUCAAGGGAAAUCCCUGGUUGGGGUUAUAACUGCUGAUGAGAUCAGACAAUGGAAGGAUUUGCCAAUGGCUGCUUACGAAACAGUAGUGUGGUUCCGGUUGGGCGAGCAAUUUUGUUCCCUAAAGGAGCGAAGAGCGUCGCUUGAAUGGGAGAGCGAGAAGACUCAUUACUAUCAAUGUCAUGUUGCUCUCGAUGGUAGUUACAGAUUCAAGGGCCCUCUUAUGGAGAACACUGGAACACACCUGCACAAGGUUUUGGGUGAUGAUAAUGUUUUGACAGUCACAUUCGCGGACGUUCCAGGCGUGUCAACUUAUUGUAAUGACCCUUACCCUACAUACAAAGGAAUUGCUAAGAAUGGGAUCAUGGUUGGUUUACGCCGUUAUCAAUUUUUCGUUUUCAAAGAUGGAGGAAAAGAAGAAAAGAUGAAAGAUUUUUCUACAACGGGAGUCAAAUGUUACUUUAUACGCACAGACUCGACAGCUUUGAUUGAUAUGCAAAACCCCUAUAUCUUCUCGGGAAAGUCAAUUCAUGAGGCACGUAUGCAUUUUAUGCAUGUGCAUACAUUGCAAUCUCUGGCCAGCUAUAUGGCGAGGUUCUCUUUGAUUCUGUCAAAGACUAUGAAACUUGAAGUUGACAUGAGUGGGAUUACAGUCGACCCAAUCGAUGAUAUACACUGCCAUGAUCAGUAUGGUAAUGAUGUUCUUGAUAAGAAUGGGAAACCUUGUAUACAUUCAGAUGGAACUGGCUACAUCUCUGAGGACCUUGCUCGGUUGUGUCCAACGGAUAUUUGUCAAGGGAAACGAAUCAGAAUUCAGGAAACCUGUGGCAAAGACCCGCCUCUUAUGAUCCAGUUUCGGAUGUUUAAAGAUGGUGAUGCUAUUAAAGGGACUUUUCUCGUGAACAAGAAACUUCCACCUCGGACAGUCCAGGUUCGACCUUCUAUGAUCAAGGUGUCUAAAGAUCUAAGUUUGUCAAAUUUUAGCACCUUUAACUCCCUCGAGGUAGUCAAUACAAGUAAUCCACCAAAGAGAACAACAAGGUUAUCAAGAAAUUUGAUCGCGCUGCUUAGCUAUGGAGGAGUCCCUAAUGACUUCUUUUUGAAUAUAUUGUGCAACACGUUGGAAGAGUCGAAAAACACAUUCUACAACAUACACGCUGCGCUUAAAGCUGCUCGUAAUUAUGGGGAUAUGGAUGAUUAUAACGCUGCACAAAUGCUAAUGUCUGGUAUACCCCUUGACGAACCACACUUGCAGGAUCAUCUGUCUAUUCUUUUAAACACAGAGAAGAAUGAUCUCAAAGCAGGAAGACUUCCUGUUUCCGAUUCAUACUAUCUCAUGGGGACAAUGGAUCCUACCGGAAAGCUUAAGGAAAACGAAGUCUGCAUCAUCCUCGAGUCUGGUCAAAUUUCGGGGGAUGUGCUAGUUUAUAGGAAUCCCGGAUUACAUUUUGGAGACAUACAUGUACUUAAGGCUACAUAUGUUAAAGCCUUAGAAGACUAUGUAGGAAAUUCCAAGUAUGGUGUGUUCUUCCCUCAGAAAGGUCCAAGAUCUUUGGGCGACGAGAUUGCAGAAAUCCCAAGGUGCGCUGCUAUAUCCCUCGCAUAUGAAAGUCGAUGCUUAGGGGCAGCUGCCGAUAGCUGGCUAGCAAUAAUGGACCGUUACCUCGUGUUAGGAAACGAGAAAGUUAAGGAAAAAGAUGGAAGUAAGAAGCAAAUGCUAAAGGCUAUUGAUGUAUACUAUGAUGCUCUUGAUGCACCAAAAAAAGGGGCUAAGGUAGAUCUCCCAUUAGAUCUAAAGCUCAAAAAAUUUCCACAUUCAAUGAUGCGGAAGCAAUCAUUCGAGUCGACUAGUAUUCUUGGGUUAAUCUAUGACAUUGUAGUAUCGCAGAAUGCAGAGGAACCCCCACCAUCAGGAAUCAAGAAACUCCCAUGUUUUGAAGAUGAGCUGGUCUCUAAGUUUCACAUGGAGAAAUAUAGACGCUGGUACGAGGAAUAUAGAGAUGAAAUGAAGCAGGCGAUGGAAGCUGAUGAGAAUAAUAAGAAUGAAUCAGCCAAUAACGUCAUCCAGAAAUACAAGCAGGAGUUCUAUGGCGCUGCAGGGUUUGAAGAGAGAAAGAUAAGCCUGGAAGAACUCUACCUGCAAGCCUUAGCACUUUACAACAUUGUUUAUGAUCAUGCCAUCGUAAAGAACAAAGUUCGUAAUUACGGGUUUGUCUGGAAGGUUGCAGGACCGGUCCUGUGCAGAUUCUACCGAGAGAAGACAAUGCGGGAGAAGUCACUCCUCUGUUCAGUUUCUGUGCUCAAAGAGCUUUUGGGUUGA